Molecule: messenger RNA, 496 nt
Organism: Dalotia coriaria
Lineage: Eukaryota; Metazoa; Arthropoda; Insecta; Coleoptera; Staphylinidae
Gene: RpS25
Product: ribosomal protein S25
Exons: 3
Coding region: 96-455 (119 amino acids)
Cellular component (GO): cytosolic small ribosomal subunit
Molecular function (GO): structural constituent of ribosome
Source: RefSeq, a predicted model, not a curated record
UUUGUUCCGUCAACGGAAAUGGCAACACUGUAAACUGACGUUCGGGAGACGACGUUUUCCUUCACUCUUUCCGCUUCGUUCUUUCGUGCGCCAUCAUGCCUCCUAAGAAGGAUUCGAAAUCGUCGGCAAAGCAGCCGCAAAAGACCCAGAAGAAGAAGGAAGGGUCUGGUGGUGGCAAAGCCAAGAAGAAGAAGUGGUCAAAAGGAAAAGUCCGCGAUAAGUUGAACAACCAGGUGCUUUUUGAUAAGGCUACAUAUGACAAGUUGUACAAGGAAGUUCCAUCCUACAAGCUUAUCACUCCUUCUGUGGUAUCAGAACGUCUGAAGGUUCGUGGUUCUUUGGCCAGGAGGGCUCUUAUUGAGCUUACCCAGAAAGGUUUGAUUAAACAAGUUGUUCAACAUCGCGCUCAACUUAUCUAUACUAGAACUACGAAGGGAGAUGACGCGGCGGCGUAGAUGUAAUGUACCACCUACAUUUAUUAAAUAAAAAAUAAAAA